AUGACGAUCAAAUACCUCAUCCUGCUCUCGCGGCAGGGCAAAGUGCGCCUGGCCAAGUGGUUCACCACGCUCGCGCCCAAAGACAAGGCCAAGAUCGUCAAAGACGUCUCGCAGCUCGUCCUCGCGCGCCGCACGCGCAUGUGCAACUUCCUCGAGUACAAAGACACCAAGAUCGUAUAUCGCCGCUACGCCUCGCUCUUCUUCAUCGCCGGCUGCGACUCGACCGACAAUGAGCUCAUCACCCUCGAGAUUGUCCAUCGCUACGUCGAGCAGAUGGACAAGUACUACGGCAACGUGUGCGAGCUCGACAUCAUCUUCAACUUCCAAAAGGCCUACUUCAUCCUCGACGAGCUGCUGCUGGCCGGCGAGAUGCAGGAGAGCAGCAAGAAGAACGUGCUGCGCUGCAUAGGGCAGCAGGACAGCCUGGAGGACAUGGAGGUGAGCGAGAUUGGCCCUUGAGCUUCGUCCUCCCACGCGCCCAGAGCGCCAUGUGGCUGACACGCCCUCCGCUGUCCAGGCCGAGGACGACAUCCACUCGAAGAUCAUGUAG
Messenger RNA from Ascochyta rabiei, 550 nucleotides. RefSeq names its product AP-1 adaptor complex sigma subunit Aps1, variant 2. The record is from RefSeq and is a predicted model, not a curated record. The transcript has 4 exons. Gene Ontology annotation, molecular function: clathrin-cargo adaptor activity. Gene Ontology annotation, biological process: vesicle-mediated transport; protein transport. Gene Ontology annotation, cellular component: intracellular membrane-bounded organelle; AP-1 adaptor complex. The coding region runs from base 1 to 459 and encodes 152 amino acids. Lineage: Eukaryota; Fungi; Ascomycota; Dothideomycetes; Pleosporales; Didymellaceae.